AUGUCUAGCCCAAUUUUCACCACCAAUGAGAUCUUCGUUUGCCUCCACGAAAAGGAUGGGUCCAAAUUCCCCUACUCCGCCAAGAUUAUGGCAAUCAAAGAAAUCGGAUCGAUCCAAUUCUAUAUGAUACAUUAUAGAGGUUGGAAAUCUACCACAGACAUUCGAUUUCCAGUUGGAGAGGAGGCUGGAAGAAUGUAUAAAGGAUCGUUGAAGGAAUAUGGGGAGAAAUUCCACGUGGAUAUUUCACCAGAUGCCUGGGAUGCUGAGAAGAAGUGCAAGAGGAAGGCUGUGGAUGAUUUGGAAAGGAGUUUUGUGAAGAAGGAGAGGAUUCAGGAGGAGAAUGUUUAUAGAAAAGUUUAUGUAGCAAAGAGAAGGAAGUUGAGAGAGGAUUCUGAAGAAGCCACGUCAUCUGAUGCUUUAAGAAGAUCCAGAGGGGAUCCAGGAGCCACUACUUCUGAGGUCAAGGAUUCAAGGAUCAGCAAGGAUCAAGAGAACAAUUUUGAACAGCAAAAUCCAAAAGAACAGAUCCGGAAGAUUCCAAAAAUGAUCCCAAUCGACCAAAUAGAGGAAGUUCAGAAUCAAACGCCAUCAAAACCAGAUGCACAGUUCCAUGAGACUCAAAUUUGUAUGGACCAACCGAAAGGAGCUAUUCCAAAUGUGCUGGAGGAAAUUCAGAAUCUUCUCGAAUCCCCCGAGAAAAAUGGUCCAAUUGAGAAGGUUACAGAUUCUGAAGUUGCUAGCAAGAUCCAGGACAAAGAUGACAAAGUUGAGAUUCCUGUUUCGGAAGAAGCAAUUCAGAAGCCAAGGAACAAUCCAGGUUACUAUAUUCCCAAAAACGAUCCAGUAUAUAAUGAGCGGAUGUCUGUAUUAAGAGCAAGGCAUGCGGGAACACUGGAUGAGGUGAAACUGACUGACGGGCUGGGAAAGAUCCUAGUGGACGAUCACAAAUUGGUGCAUUCGGAGAGGAAGGUUCCAAAAAUGCCAACUGAAUGGACAGUCGUAAAGAUUCUAGAGGAGGUGAGAAGUUUCAAUAGAGCACAUUUACAUUUACCUCUUUUUCAGUACAAGAAUUCCAAGGAUCACGAUGCUGACAGCUACGAUAUCAACGUUUUGAACAGUAUGGUACCAUCGUACAUGGAUAAGCAUAUAAGAUCACUUUUGUACACGUUUGAAAUUCCAAGAUAUGAGCAGCGCGUCCUCCAAAAAGCUGAAGACAUCACGAAUAUCGACCCAAAAUCUACAAAGCCUCCGAACACUGUGGAUUUAUUUAUCUUCUCAGCUCAUCACGAAAAUUCACAUAUUCGUCAUGAUGUAUAA
Molecule: messenger RNA, 1317 nt
Organism: Caenorhabditis briggsae
Lineage: Eukaryota; Metazoa; Nematoda; Chromadorea; Rhabditida; Rhabditidae
Exons: 3
Coding region: 1-1317 (438 amino acids)
Biological process (GO): chromatin organization; regulation of DNA-templated transcription
Cellular component (GO): nucleus; NuA4 histone acetyltransferase complex
Source: RefSeq, a predicted model, not a curated record